UAGGCUCGGCCACCAUCCCAGAGCUGGUCUCGAAGGUCGGCAUGGGCUGGUACCAGGUCCUGAUGGUGUCGCUGCUCGCGUGCUACCCCCUGUGCGAGGCCGCCGUCAUGCUGACCAUCAACACCCAGAGCAGGGCGCUCCAGAAGGAGUGGUCCCUCAGCGGCUUCCAGACUGGCAGCCUCGCGUCCAUCUCGUUCGCCGGCCUCGCCCUUGGCACGUACGCCUCGGGCUUCCUGGCAGACCUUCGGGGGCGGCGCAGCGCACUGCUGACUUCGUUUCUGCUGAUGGCGUUGGUCGGAGGACUCACACCGCUGGCCACUGGCUACGGAUCCAUGCUGAUGUUCCAGCUGUGCAUGGGCGUGGCGGCUGGCAUGGGGGUGCCGGCCUCGCAGGCGAUGCUCACCGAGAUCUCGCCCGCGGAGUGGCGCCCCUCGGUGUUCGUGUUCUGCAACUCCUUCUCGAUCGUGGGCGAGGCCUACGCGUGCCUCGGGAUGAUCAGGUGGAUGCCUGACCUGGAGGACCCGGCCCACUGGCGGGCGCUGAACAUCUGGGUCGCCAUCCCGCCGGCCUUGUCGCUGCUGGCCGCUCUGGGGCUGAUGCAGGAAUCUGCCCACUGGCUGGCCGUCAAGGGCAGGGUCGCGGAGGCCCGGCUGGUGCUGAUGCACAUGGCCCAGAUGAACGGGCGGCCGGAGGCGGUGGCCAGCCUGGGGCCCGCAGAGGAGGCGGACGACGCUGGCACCGAUGGGGCUCUGGCGCAGCCCGCGGGCCGGGGCACCUCCCUCGGGAGGCUCCUGGCGCUCGUGUGCAGCGGCGGCGGCCUGACGAAGCUGCUGCUCUUCAGCGUCCUCUGCGUCGCGGGCAACAUGGUGACCUUCGGCAUGGGGUAUUUCUGGCCAACCCUCCUCCGCGUAGCCGCCGGCGCUGGCGAGGGGCAGGCCUUCGGGAGCCCCGCCGCCGAGUUGCUGGUCCUUCGCCUGCUGGGCCUCCCUGCCAACCUGGUCACGCUGUCGGCCGUGGCCAUGGAGAACCUGGGGCACCGCGGCAUCAUCUGCGUCUGUGGGCCGCUGGGCGCCCUCUCCCUGCUGGCCGUGACUAUCAACACGAGCUCCCCGACGAUCAUCUGCAGCAACAUUGUGACGACGAUAGCGGGGAGCACGAGCUACUCGGUGACGCUCAUGUUCCUCAACGAGUCCUUCCCCACCCAGAUACGCUCCACUGCCGUCGGCUUCGCCAUCAUGCUGGGGCGCGCAGGGGCCAUGGCCGCGCCCCUGCUGGUGGAGCGGCUCGGCGGCACCGCCUUCGCCUGCGUGGCGGCCUCUGCCUUCCUGGCCACGAGCGCGGUGGUGCUGCCGCUGCGGGAGACCAAGGGCCAGGAGCUCGGCGACUUCGCUGACGCCGCCGAGAGCGCGCCGGCCAUGCGCCGGGCCUCGCCCCCGUCGCCGCGCGGAGGAGCCGCGGCGGCGGUGGGCGUGCCCGACCCGCCCCUCGCGCUGGACCCGCGGCGCGCGCGGCACGGGGCGGGGCGCGGUGCCGACGGCGAGGCAGAGCCCGAGGGGCUCGGCGAUGACCCGCGUGCCGUGGUGCCCGAUCCGCCCCUCGCGGCGGCGCCGGCGCCGCGCCUGCUCGCCGAGGGCACGCUGGGCGCGAGGAUCGAGCCGCUGCUCAUCGCCGCCGGCCUCGGGGUACUGCCCGGCGUGGCGAGCUCGGCGUACCUGAGCUCGGUGGGCUACUUUGCCGACUCGCUGGCGACUCCAGACCUCUUCGUCUGGCAGCUGGCCGCCGUGCUCGGCGCCGCCUCGCUGGCGACGCUGCUGACGUGGGGCGUGGACCAGGCGACGGACCGCCCCGCCGCUCGCCGCCCGGCCGCGAGCGGCCCGCCUCUCCGCACCGUGCUCUCCAGCGAGCUGCUCGCCGCAGCGGUGCUGGCGACGGCCACCGUCGAGAGCAGGGACGGGCUGCUGGCUCUCGGCGCCGCAGUGGGCGCCCUGGCGGCGACGCUGCUGGCCUGCGGGUUGGAGUUGGCCUCCACUGGGGACACGGCGUCGGUGCUCUGGGUGCACGCGGGUGCAGCUCUGGGCGCCGCAUUGCCAGUGCCCCUGAGCUUGCUGUCCAGCUUCGGGCCUGGGGCCUCGCAGGGCGAGCGGCUGGCGUUCUUCGCGGUCCCCGCUGCCAUGUGCCUCCUCGGCGGCGCGGCGUUGUGGCGCCAGCGCCGCCCGCUCGGCGGGCAGGCGCAGCCGCUCCUCCAGCCCGGUGAGCCAGCCUCCGAGCUCGCGGAGGCGCCCGCAGCGGCGCAGGCCGAGGCCGCCAAUCGGCCAACUUGGGUCCCCGCAGCGGUGGGGGCCGCCUGGCUCGGGGCGCUGCUGGCGCCCGCCUGCGCCACGUUCCUGGUGGUGCUGCUGACGCGCCUGGGCAGCCCCAGGGAGGCCCAGAGCCUCUUCUUCUACAAGGUGUCGGGCGAGCUGAUCGGCCGCCUGCUCUCCCUGGCCGCUUGGGGCCGCUGCGCCCGGCACGGGCUCGAAGGACCACCAGAGCCGGGCUUCCCAGAAGGGCCCGCAGCGCCCGGCGGUGCAGCCUCCUUUGCGGCGCCGCCUCCGCGACGCGGCCGCAGCCCCAACGCGGCCGCGGGUGGCCCGCACCCGCCGCCCUCGCAGGCCGCAGAGCCCCGGGCGCUGCCCGAGGCGACGGGCCCCGGGCUCCUGGCCGCGCUGCUCAACGCAGCGCAGGUCGCAGCGUCCCUCGCGCUGGUGGUGCACGCGUCGCGGCCCGGCGGCAGCAUCGCCAGCCUCGCGCGGCCAGCGUCCAGCGAGGCGCUGCUCUGGAGCGUCUUCGGCGCUGGCGCCGUCGGCGCCACGGCCAGUUCGCACCUGGACGCGCUGGUGCCGCUGUCGGCGGCGCCUGCGGCGCCCCGGCACAGCCUGAUGCGCGUGCAGACGCUGGUGGGGCUCGCCGGCGCCGUGGCAGGCCUGGCCCUGGCGGCGGGCUGGGACGCCAGCCAGGCGUGGUCCACCGUCGCGCCCGACGCCGGGGCCGGCGGCGGGGUCGGGCCGGGCGUGCUGCUGGGGCUGGCGGGGCAGCUGGGCAUCCCGGCACCUGCGCUGCCCGCUGGCCCAGCGCCGCCGUUCCGCGAGCCACCCUUGCCGCCCAACGGCGGCCCGGGGGGGAUGGAGAGAAGUCAGCCGCG
Molecule: messenger RNA, 3181 nt
Organism: Prorocentrum cordatum
Lineage: Eukaryota; Dinophyceae; Prorocentrales; Prorocentraceae
Source: the annotation of a GenBank genome assembly